Molecule: messenger RNA, 2659 nt
Organism: Rhopalosiphum padi (bird cherry-oat aphid)
Lineage: Eukaryota; Metazoa; Arthropoda; Insecta; Hemiptera; Aphididae
Product: nose resistant to fluoxetine protein 6-like
Exons: 14
Coding region: 278-2470 (730 amino acids)
Molecular function (GO): acyltransferase activity, transferring groups other than amino-acyl groups
Source: RefSeq, a predicted model, not a curated record
ACACGAUGGCUAUUAUGCACAUCGACUUCUUAUGGUAUAUACAAUAUAUAUAAUGCACAGUUCAAUUGAUUUUUAUUAAAAAACGUGACGUUAAAUUAUAUAAACAGUUUGGUUUACUUAUGAAGUUCUUAAGGUAUUUCAAUCGUUGGAUAAAUUAUUACUUGUAUAAUAAUAACUUAAAUCCGAAAAGAAGUAUAAAAAAUAAUUGAGUUCAACGAUAAUCAAAUUGGAUUAAUUUUAUAAAGAAAAUCCAAACGAAAUUAAUUAUUUAAGAACAAUGUGGCUUGAAUACAUUUGGAUAACAUUAACUGCAAUAGUUGUAAUAACAAACAAUAGUGUAUCUCAUGCUCAGAGUCACAACGCUAGUGAGUCUAAAAUAACGCGUCAUCUAGGAAAUUAUGUAGUUCAGAAAGAUCACGACGAUACACUAAAUACAAAAAACAUCACACCAAUUAUAGAUAAUGAGAACACAAUUAAUACCCAAACAUUGUUUGGAGAUAUUAUUGCGAAUAGUAUGAAAAACUUUUUACCUUUUUCUAAUGCCAAUGACAAUUGUACUAAAGAUGGUCAACAUUACGUGAAUGAUUUAAAUAACCAAACACUAUGGGCUGUUAAAAUGUACACGUCUUCGUCUAAAUAUCCUGGAUCAAUUUUAUCCGGCGACGUCAACGAAUUGGGAUACUUUGACCAAUGCAUGCGCGUGUCAUCAAAACGUCUUGGGAUUAACGGAGCGUACGCCAUAGCCAACGUACGUUUCCACUUAGCUGCAGACGAAGGACCUCCCGAACCUCUCGACCAAUUCGACAUAAUCAAAGCGGAUCGGGAACGAUCGAAAAGGGACCCGUUGGAAGUGGGACCGAAAAACCUAUUAUGGGCGUUGUGUUUUCCAGACUCGUGUACCAACGAAGACAUAAGAUUAUCCGUCGAUCGCGCGUUGGCGCCGGCUUUCCAGGCGCACAAUAUCAGCGUGAAAGUCGCAGUUCCGCCGUUGAUGUACACCUCUAAGAACACGGCGUUGAAGUAUACCAAUGCAGUUUUGAUCGUCUAUGGAAUAUUUAUCGUGGGCUGUGCGUUGAUGAUCGCCGGGACGUUGUACGAUUUAUUUGCAGAUCACUCGAAACCCGGAAAAUGUUCUUUUACCAGUAAGUGCUUAAAUUCGUUCUCGGUGAUAACAAAUAUGAGAAACUUAACGGAAGAUCCAAAAACUAAAGACUUUGCUGUAACCAAUGGGCUUAAAACUUUGGGAAUAAUCUCCGUGAUAAUCGGUCAUAGAGUAGCUCUAAACUUAGGAAUUCCAUCCUCUGAUCCAGAAUACUCGGAACGCAUUUUUACCGAUUUUUGGUGGUCGUUCCUCAAGUCUCCGGUUGCAGUUGAAAUAUUUUUUAUAAUAAGUGGAUUUUUUACAUACGUCGUGGUUGAAGAGCGUUUAAGGAAUGGAAAACCAUUAAAGUUUAUUUUCUUAAUGAUUUACCGAAUAAUCAGAAUUUUCCCAAUGUAUAUUACUGUUAUUGUAAUAUUUGCAUUUAUUUUGCCUUAUAUGGGUGAUGGCCCACUGUGGAAACUUAUUGUUUACCCCGAAGCCGAGUUUUGCCGGAAAAACUGGUGGACCAAUCUAUUGUUUAUAAACAACUAUGUACAUUCAAACGAAAUGUGUAUGGUGCACGCGUGGUACUUGGCAUGUGACAUGCAUUUUUUUAUAGUUGGUGUUUUCUUGACCUAUAUUGUAUGGAGAUGGAAUAAAGCCGGUAUUGUUAUUUACGGCAUUCUCUUUGCUAUAUCUAUUUAUAUACCUGCAAAAUCAAUUUAUGAUAAUAAACAAUGGGGAGUAAUGCCAUACUUCCAUGGUAAUAUUAAAAAUCUCAGGACAACUGAACAUUUCCAAAAAGUUUACAUAAAGAGUCAUUACAGGAUUACUACAUACCUCGUUGGUCUGGCAGCCGCUUUUAUAUACUUGCGUAUUAAACAAUCUAAAUUCAAAUUUUCAUCAGAAAGUAGAAUAAUAGGAUUCAUUACAUGCUUAUUGUUGCAUAUUGCCUGUUACAUUGUUACCGGCUACUUAUAUUUGCCAGGCCUUACGUACAAUCCAUGGAAUCACAUAAUAUACUUCACGUUCCAGAGAAUUGUAUAUUCGUUGACUAUAUCGUACUUGCUUGUCGUCAGCUCUCUAUCUAAUUUUGGUUUUAUCAGCAGUUUUAUUGAGUGCAAACUUUUCACUGUCAUAUCAAGGUUAUCGUACGUUCUGUAUCUGACACAUUUUAUUGUUCAGUUGCAAAGUAUUGGUCAAAUCCGUCAACCACAAUAUGGAAACUUUUGGACAUUGUAUUGGGAAAUCAACGCCGAUUUAAUAACAGCUCUGUCGUACUCUGUAUUUUUUAAUCUAAUUGUGGAAGCACCGUGCAGGAAAAUAUUUAAGGAACUUAUGAAUGUAUUUCUUAAAGCCGAGAAAGAAUCGGACUCGACUGAAUCAUAAUGUGGACGAUGGGAGUAACGUCCAAAAAACACUAAAUGCAGCUCCUUCGUAUUUAAGAGAAGCUCAAAAAUAUUAAGCUAAAUGCCUCUUCAAUAUUAUACUGUAAAACCAUAGUGAAUAUUUAAAAUGUGUAAUAUAUAAUGUAUCUAUUUUACUUAAAUAUAUGAUAUAUGAUGAUAGAAUAAUAAA